AAAUAACAUAUGUUAUGUAAUAUCGUUAAAUCAGAUCGUGCAUAAUGUAUAGUGUAAUUUUGUGUGCAAAAUACCUUUUCGUUAUUUAUUAUGUGAUUUGAAUCGUGUAUUUGCGCGCUCCGUUAUAGAAACCGUGUGUUAUUUAAAUAAGUAGAAGAAAUAUUGUUAUUUGAUAACGAUUUAAGUGCAGUUGGUUAACUUUCUGUUUUGUGAAUAUUGAUCGUUAAACUACAGAGGCUACAAAGAGUCUUCCAGAGAGCUUACUCGGAUGCCAAAUUUCCUCAGAUUACGACUCAUUACACAGUAGUGCCUAGGGAAACAGAUACAAGAUGGAAAGAAAUAAAUAUGGAGAGGUAUGUGGACGAGACCGACAUUCUCAUUGUUGGUGGUGGUCCAGCUGGGUUAUCGGCAGCUAUUCAGGCUCGUAGACUGGCAGAGAAGCAUGGCAAAGAGCUCAGAGUUACUCUCGUUGAGAAAGCAUCCACUAUUGGUGGACAUAUCCUCAGUGGUGCUUGUUUAGAUCCAGUAGCUUUAAAUGAAUUGUUUCCAAACUGGAAAGAAUUGGGUGCACCGCUGACUACUCCUGUAACAGAAGAUAAAUUUGCUUUUCUCACUGAAAAGAAGAGGAUAUCUAUCCCUAUUUUUAAAGGAAUGCCAUUGUAUAAUCAUGGAAAUUAUAUAGUAAGAUUAGGCCACGUUGUGGCAUGGCUCGGGGAGCAAGCUGAAGCUGCUGGCGUUGAGAUGUAUCCUGGCUAUGCAGCGGCGGAAGUUCUAUAUCAUGAAGACGGAUCUGUCAAAGGGGUGGCCACGAACGACGUUGGUAUUGCUAAAGACGGCUCGCCCAAAGACACGUUCGAAAGAGGCAUGGAGCUUCACGCGAAAUGUACCAUAUUUGCAGAAGGCUGUCAUGGUCAUUUGACGAAACAGGUGUCAAAGAAAUUUAAUCUCAGGAAGGACUGUGAGCCACAGUCCUAUGGCAUUGGGUUAAAAGAGGUUUGGGAGAUAGAGCCAGGCAAACAUAGACCUGGAGCGGUCGAGCACACAGUCGGCUGGCCACUUAACAAGAAUACGUACGGUGGAUCGUUCCUGUAUCACUUGAAAGAAGAAACUCCUCUAGUCGCUGUAGGUUUCGUGAUAGGCUUGGAUUACAGUAAUCCCUAUCUGCAUCCGUUCAAAGAGUUUCAGAGAUUUAAGCAACAUCCAAGUAUUAGACCAACGUUUGAAGGAGGAAAAAGGAUAGCCUACGGUGCUAGAGCCUUAGUAGAAGGCGGUUUCCAGUCCAUCCCUAAACUUCAAUUUCCCGGCGGUUGUCUCGUCGGAUGCACAGCAGGUUUCCUAAAUGUGCCAAAGAUUAAAGGGACGCACAACGCCAUGAAGAGCGGCAUGUUGGCUGGAGAAAGCGUCAUCGAAGCGAUUAUAGACGCGGAAAGUAAUACUUCGUCGACGAAGGGCUUGGAACCGAAAACAUACACGGAUAAAAUAAAGAACAGUUGGAUCUACAAAGAACUAAAAGCCGUGAGAAAUAUAAGACCGAGUUUCCAUUCCUCUCUUGGAUUGUAUGGCGGUAUGAUGUAUUCAGGUUUCUCUAUGUUGGUGGGUGGAAGGGAGCCGUGGACCUUCUCACACGGAGGUCCUGAUUAUACGAAAUUGAAAUCCGCAGCUGAAUCCACGCCCAUAGAGUAUCCUAAACCAGACAACGAAGUAUCCUUCGAUCUUCUGUCGUCGGUAGCUCUCACCGGUACCAACCACGAAGCUGAUCAACCAGCGCAUUUAACUUUGAAGGACGACACCGUUCCAGUGAAGAAAAAUCUAGCACACUUCGGUGGUCCGGAAGGAAGAUUCUGCCCUGCUGGUGUUUACGAAUUCGUGCCAUUAGAAAGCGGCGACGGCGAAAGGUUACAGAUCAAUGCGCAGAAUUGCAUCCAUUGUAAGACUUGCGACAUCAAGGAUCCGAGCCAGAACAUCAAUUGGGUCGUGCCCGAGGGUGGCGGCGGGCCUGCCUACAACGGCAUGUAAAAUGGAUCAGCGAUUCGUCGAUUUCAAAUUGUUCGACGAUUUCCAAUUAUACUCUCAUCGAUUCGAUAUAGAUCUUACAUAUUUUCUUUCAUAGAAGCAUAGAUAUUUUGCGGCAUUGUGGUCACGUUUUCGAAUGUACAAAUCGUGCUUCAGGCGCAUUCAAUUGUAACUCACAACAAACUGUGGAUUAAAUUCGCGCCAUUGUGAUAUAAUUAUUAAACGCACGACAUGAAUGGAGAAGUUAUUUCUGGUUCGGAUGAUUAAUACAAUUAUACGAUAUUCGCUCGAGGGGAAAAGAGGGAGACAAUGCGAGAGAAAAAAACAGACGGUCCGUCUCCUUUUUUUCUAUCCAUUCUCGCGCAUACAUGUCAAUUUUGAAACUAUAUAUAAAUAACUCUUUGUCCAUCAGGGCAGUUUGCAAGAUUUAUUGUUUUGCCGGGGAUAACAGUUAUUGAACCGUAUAUACAUAUCGUCGAACGGAUUGGGGGAAAUCACAUGGUACAUUAAAUUGAUGAAAACCUUGAAAACGUCGGUGCGCCUUUUGUGUGAUAAAUUUUUUAAAUUAAAUGUUUUUGGAACAUUUAAAAAGGAGAAAAAGGUUUUUAUACAAAUAUAAGUACAUACAUAUGUACUUUGUUCUAUAUAAUUUGUAAAAGCCCAGAUUUGUAUACACAAACUAAAAAAAUCAAACAAACACGACUGCUAUUAGGUUUAAAUUAAUUUGUAUAAAAUAUAUAAGGAAAUUUUGAUUUGCAUAU
Odontomachus brunneus is the source of this 2774-nucleotide messenger RNA. It is a transcript of the gene Etf-QO, whose product is annotated as electron transfer flavoprotein-ubiquinone oxidoreductase, mitochondrial. The transcript has 8 exons. Lineage: Eukaryota; Metazoa; Arthropoda; Insecta; Hymenoptera; Formicidae. Gene Ontology annotation, molecular function: electron-transferring-flavoprotein dehydrogenase activity; iron-sulfur cluster binding. Gene Ontology annotation, biological process: electron transport chain. Gene Ontology annotation, cellular component: mitochondrial inner membrane. The record is from RefSeq and is a predicted model, not a curated record. The coding region runs from base 346 to 2016 and encodes 556 amino acids.